AUGGAAGAGCUUAGGUGGAAUAUCACUUUUGUGAACUGUGAUACACCAGAAAAUUUCGAGUCUCAAAUGCGCGAUCAAGGUGGAUGGAUAUCUAUGCCGAGGCCUUCUUAUCCAAUCCAAGUAAUAAUUGGCUUGCAUUCUCUUGCAGUUGUCAACAAAAUUAUUAUUGAGCCUGUUGAUGAGCGUAUUCCUAAAGCAAUCGAAUUUAGUGUUGGCACCAGCGAAUCAAAUUCUGAAUAUGCUCACAGUAGCUUCAAGAACGUUAGUUUCCAGUCAUGUGGAACGUUAACAUUGCCAGUACGCAGUAGGGCUGAAAAGUUUGUAGAAGCAGAAACAUUCUUUCUUGAAAAAAUGUGUAACUGUGUACGUUUAAACAUUUUGGAACCGCACGGUGUUCAGAACAAUCCAAAAAACCAAGUUGGGAUCGCAAAAAUUGCGGUACUGGGGUCGUCAGCAAACGAAGAUUAUAAUCAAUCCAGAGGAAGAGUGAAUGAGCGGAGCAAACUGCAAACUGGUAAUUCUGCAAUGAGAGGAGGCUUUUCCUCACCAGUGGGAACUUCGAGAACGAUAGAUUCUAAAGAUAAUAACUCCUACAGAGAGCACGAUGGGUUUGCUUCAACCGGUGGACUUCUCGCAGAAGAUCCUCUUACCUGUGUUCGUACAAUUCGUAAAGUAAUUAAUGAGCGUUUAGAAUUUGCAAGAAAAACCGAUCGCGAAGUUAUGAUGACAAUGUGCAAACGAGCUAUAGAUAGGUUUGAUGAGUGCGAAAUGCGUCUUGUGAAAAUUAAAAGUGUCAUGUCUAAAGCGUUAGCAUCUGGGGACCUCAAAAAAGUAACUGCAAAGAAUGUGAUAAUUGAAACGAUGCCUAAACAAUUAAACAAGUCUAUUACUGCUUUAAUUCCAAAUUUCAGUGAAAUUAUUGCUGGUGAAUGA
Enterobius vermicularis (human pinworm) is the source of this 933-nucleotide messenger RNA. The record is from the annotation of a GenBank genome assembly. Lineage: Eukaryota; Metazoa; Nematoda; Chromadorea; Rhabditida; Oxyuridae.